Molecule: messenger RNA, 966 nt
Organism: Echinostoma caproni
Lineage: Eukaryota; Metazoa; Platyhelminthes; Trematoda; Plagiorchiida; Echinostomatidae
Source: the annotation of a GenBank genome assembly
AUGGUUGAAAUCAAAGAUCAUGAUGCCCUUCUGGCCUCCAUGCGUUCUCGUGUCCAGGAGCAGGUUCUUCAAGCGUCAGGGUUGGAUAUGGUCUAUUUGACAAUACACGCAGUUUGCGAAAAACACUAUAUCUGCUUGUACCGCGGGGCAUGGCUCCAGAAGCGACGAGUAACGGGGGAUAUCGUAAGGGCCCUUAAAAACCGAAAUGCCCCAGAAUCUGAAUUGAAAGUUGCCCUAGCGGAACUGAAGGCUCGUAAAAAGCUUUUGGAAGAGAAGGAGGCCGAGCUGAUACCAAUGGCUCCCGAUUUUGAUCGUGGAAAACUAGAAGAUUUGCUAAAGCAAAAAUUUUUCUACGACCAGUCUUUUGCCAUCUAUGGCGGUAUUCAAGGUCUGUAUGAUUACGGACCGAUGGGCUGUGCAAUGAAAGCCAAUUUGAUUGCGGCUUGGCGUCAGCAUUUUAUUUUGGAAGAUCAACUCUUGGAAGUGGACUGCUCAAUGCUCACUCCCGCUCCCGUACUGCAAGCCUCAGGUCACGUGGAUCGAUUUACUGACCUGAUGGUCAAAGAUGUUAAAACGGGCGAGUGCUUCCGUGCAGAUCACCUGGUAAAGGCUAACCUUGAGGCAAAACAAAAACACAAGAAAACAACGGAGGCAGAGAAGCAGGAAAUCCAGAAAUUACUGGCACAGUUGGAUAACUUCGGUAGCAAAGAACUGGAUGACAUUAUUCGCCGGUACGAAAUGAAAGCACCAUCCACAAAUAACGAAUUGACCGAACCGCAAGAGUUCAAUCUUAUGUUUCUGCGUCCAGAAACAGCUCAAGGCAUCUUUGUGAACUUUCAACGCCUGUUGCACUUUAAUCAAGGCCGAAUCCCAUUUGGUGCGGCUCAAAUCGGUUCGGCUUUCCGGAACGAGAUCAGUCCUCGGUCCGGUCUGAUCCGGGUUCGUGAGUUCGCUAUGGCCGAGAUA